AUGGCUCGGAAAACUCCAGCUUUCACUAGUAUAUAUACUACAGGAUCCUCAGCCCAAGAGAGUCGAGACUUAUCUAGUCCUACCAGGGCUCGAGGUGGGCUGGGAGCCCUCCAAGGGUGCGCUAAGCAACUUGUAGAGCGAGAAAUAUAUCCGCCGCCGCCCGGCGCCCGGCCGCUUUUGUUUCGGCUCCCAGCCGGGCUUUCGAGGCUUUGUACCAUGGAUUUGGGAUCGGCGGCUCCGGCGCCGGCCGGGAGCGACGCCGCGGCGGGCAGUGUAACCUUGGGUGGGAGCGCACGGCGCCUCAAAAUGUCCUCCAGUGGCACCCUCAGCAACUACUACGUGGACUCGCUCAUAGGCCAUGAGGGCGACGAGGUGUUCGCCGCGCGCUUCGGACCUCCUGGGCCCGGCGCGCAGGGCAGGCCCGCAGCGGGCGGCGCGGGCGGCGGCGGCAGCGGCGGCGGCGGAGGCGGCGGUGGUCCGGGCCCUGGUCCCAGCCCUGGCUCAGGCGGCCCACCCAACAGGCGCCACUACGGGAUUAAGCCUGAAACCGGAGCGGCCCCGACCCCCACCGCCGCCACCUCCACCUCCUCUUCCACUUCCUCGUCUUCCUCCUCCAAACAGACUGAGUGCUCCGUGGCCCGGGAGUCCCAGGGGAGCGGCGGCCCCGAGUUCUCGUGCAACUCGUUCCUACGGGACAAGGCGGCAGCGGCAGCUGGGAGAACCCGGCCUGGGGCAGGGAUCGGGACCGGGACAGCGUCGGAGCCCUCGGCUUGCAGCGACCACCCGAGCCCAGGCUGCCCGCUGAAGGAAGAAGAGAAACAGCAUCCGCAGCCGCCACAACAGCAACUUGACCCAAACAACCCUGCCGCAAACUGGAUCCACGCUCGCUCCACCCGGAAAAAGCGCUGUCCCUACACCAAAUACCAGACGCUGGAGCUGGAGAAGGAAUUCCUCUUCAACAUGUACCUCACCCGGGACCGGCGCUACGAGGUGGCGAGGAUUCUGAACCUCACAGAGAGACAAGUCAAAAUCUGGUUUCAGAAUCGUAGGAUGAAAAUGAAAAAGCUGAGCAAGGAGAAAUGCCCCAAAGGAGACUGACCCCGGGCGGCGCCGGCUGGACCGCUCUGCUUUGCAAAGGCAGUGCGGUUUUGUUUUGUUUUGUUUUCUUUGUGGGUGCUUGAUUUCCAGAAACUCUCCAGCGAUUUGGAUAUUUCAUCCCCUUUUCUAGGUAGAAAUGACUGUGUGGUUGGUCUCUGUGAGGUAUUUCGGGGGACUAUUUGCUCGCUUAUGUGUUGGAGAAACCAAGUGGCUUUGGGGUUUUGCCCUGUACCGCGCCCUCUCUUUCCUACCCCGUUGGUUCCUUAGGAAAUGCUGUAUUUUGUGAGUGCACGCUGGCUUGAGCAGCCUUCUCCUUUGUAAAUGUCCUCCAUGUUUCUGAAAAUUGCUGUAGUUUAGCUCCCAGUGCUGCUCAAGCUGGGGCCACGCGUGCCCCACUUCCCCGAAUGAAGGCAGAGCAACAGUGCGGAGGCUCGCCGAGGCCUGGCCGGGUAGCCCACCGGUUAUGAAAGCCCUUUCUUCAGGGAGCACGCGGGCCCUCAACUGAGACCUGGAAGGAGGCAGAAAGAGGAGCCCGGGGCCUCGGGUGGGCUGAGGGGUUAUUCUCAGUGUACUGGUGGCGCUGCUGUCUCCAGCUCAUGUGGCCCUCCCGGUUUCUGCCUGAGGACCAGUUGUAAACGUUACCGCUUUUUACCAAUAAAUGCUGACCUGAACAAACAGAGCCCAGACGCUGGCCCUGAA
Messenger RNA from Pteropus alecto (black flying fox), 1797 nucleotides. It is a transcript of the gene HOXD9, whose product is annotated as homeobox D9. Gene Ontology annotation, molecular function: DNA-binding transcription factor activity, RNA polymerase II-specific; RNA polymerase II cis-regulatory region sequence-specific DNA binding. NCBI's taxonomy places the organism in Eukaryota, Metazoa, Chordata, Mammalia, Chiroptera, Pteropodidae. Gene Ontology annotation, cellular component: nucleus. The record is from RefSeq and is a predicted model, not a curated record. Gene Ontology annotation, biological process: regulation of transcription by RNA polymerase II; proximal/distal pattern formation; embryonic skeletal system morphogenesis. The transcript has 5 exons. The coding region runs from base 1 to 1098 and encodes 365 amino acids.